Molecule: messenger RNA, 2541 nt
Organism: Panicum hallii
Lineage: Eukaryota; Viridiplantae; Streptophyta; Magnoliopsida; Poales; Poaceae
Product: kinesin-like protein KIN-14N
Biological process (GO): microtubule-based movement
Molecular function (GO): microtubule binding; ATP binding; microtubule motor activity
Source: RefSeq, a predicted model, not a curated record
AUGUCCGCGCGAGGGGUGCGCCCAGGGAUGCUGCGCCACAAGGAGAACAACCCGGCGGACGCGCAGGCCGGCAAGCGCCAGCGCACCGCCACCGGGGCCGGGAGGCAGCCGCUCUCCGCAGCCGCACAGCCGCCGCCGCGGCCGCCACCUGAGGAGGAGCCCAUGGUCUUCGUGGGCAGGGAGGACGUCGAGGCCCUUCUCAACGAGAAGAUGAAGGGCAAGAACAAGAUGGACUACAAGGGAAAGAGCGAGCAGAUGAUGGAAUACAUCAAGAAGCUGCGGGCCUGCAUAAAAUGGUUGCUUGAGAGAGAGGAUGCAAACCUCAUUGAAAUUGGGAACAUUAGUGCCCGGCUUGAGGCUGAAGGGAAAGAACACUCCGAGACAGUGGCUGAGUUGAAGAAUUCUAUUGAUGAAGCAAGAUCAAUAAAUGAGGAGCUUCAGAAACAGUACACAUCUCUACAAGAGACUCUGAAGAAGGUCGAGACUGAGAAAAUGGAUGCUCUAAGGGCUCUAGAAGAGGAAAAGGAUGCAAGGAUUUCUGUUGAAUCAGUGAAGAAUGAGCUUUUGGAAGAUCUCAAAAGAAACAAGUUGGAGGAAAAACGCCUUAACGACCAGAUUAAGAUGCUUCAGGACACAAACAAAAGGCUUCAAGAAUAUAACACCAGUUUGCAGCAAUAUAAUAGCAAUCUCCAAGCAGAUGCAACAAAGAAUGCCGAAACAAUAGCAAAGCUGCAAAAAGAGAAGAAUACGAUGGUGGAGACAAUGAAUGGUCUGAAGGAUCAUGCUAACUCAGUAAAAAUGCAGCUUGAUUUGGCAAAGUCUUUGCAAAAUGAAGCUGCAAAACAAAAGAAUGAUUUAUUGAAAGAAGUUGAAGGUCUUAGAAUGGAGCUUCAGCGUGUCCGGGAGGACCGUGACAAUAAAUCUGCCGAAGUAGAUUCUUUGAUGGCUGAGAUAGGAACAUACAAAGAAAUGACAGGAAAAACUGCCAUGGAGUUAGAUGGUGCGAUGACACGUACAACUGCACUCGAGGAAACCUGUUCAUCCCAAAGAGAGACAAUAAAGACAUUGGAAAUUAAGCUUGCAGCUGCCAGCGAAAGGCUAAAGAUGUCUGAUUUGACGGCCUUGGAAACCAUGACUGAGUAUGAGAAUCAAAAGAAAAUGUUGGAGAGUCUUCAGUCACGCCUAGAAGAAGCUGAGCAACAAAUUCUAGAUGGAGAAAAAUUAAGAAAGAAGCUACAUAAUACGAUCCUCGAGCUGAAAGGAAACAUCAGGGUAUUCUGUAGAGUAAGGCCUCUGCUACCAAAUGAGUCAGGAGCUGUCUCAUAUCCAAAGAGUGGAGAAAACAUGGGCCGUGGUAUUGAGUUGAUGCAUAAUGCUCAAGCAUAUUCAUUUACUUUUGAUAAAGUAUUUGAUCAUUCGGCAUCACAAGAGCACGUGUUCAUCGAAAUAUCUCAACUAGUGCAAAGCGCCCUGGAUGGCUAUAAGGUAUGCAUAUUUGCCUAUGGGCAAACUGGUUCUGGUAAAACAUAUACAAUGAUGGGUAAUCCAGAGUUAGAUGAUCAGAAAGGAAUGAUACCAAGAUCCCUGGAACAAAUUUUCCAAGCUAGCCAGACACUUAAUUCACAGGGUUGGAAAUAUAAGAUGCAGGCCUCAAUGUUGGAGAUAUACAAUGAGACUAUACGCGACUUGCUUGCUGCGAAUCGCAUGGCUGCUCAAGAUGGUGGUUCUUCAAAGUACACUAUCAAGCAUGAUGCCAAUGGCAACACUCAUGUGUCGGAUCUCACGGUUGUUGACGUAACUAGUAUCAGUGAAGUUUCUUCUCUGCUUAGGCGGGCUGCUCAGAGCAGAUCAGUUGGGAGAACACAAAUGAAUGAGGAAUCAUCCAGAAGUCACUGUGUUUUCACUCUUCGAAUCUUUGGUGUAAACGAGGGAACGGAUCAACAAGUUCAAGGAGUGCUCAAUCUUAUAGAUCUAGCUGGCAGCGAGCGCCUCAACAAAAGUGGUGCCACUGGUGACCGGCUGAAAGAGACUCAGGCUAUCAAUAAAAGCUUGUCAUGCUUAAGCGAUGUGAUCUUCUCAAUUGCAAAGAAAGAGGAACACGUUCCAUUUAGGAACUCAAAGUUAACGUAUCUGCUCCAGCCAUGCCUUGGAGGGGAUUCGAAGACGCUGAUGUUUGUGAAUCUGUCUCCUGAAGUGUCUUCCACUGGAGAGUCUAUUUGCUCGUUGCGGUUUGCUGCAAGGGUGAACUCUUGUGAGAUUGGGAUCCCUGGCGACAAACUCAGAUGCGGAGCUCGCAAUGAUGAAACGGGGUGAAGGGGGUGCCUGUGGAUCGCCAAGAUCCAUCUGCCGAUGGACCAUCGGCGGUGUAUGUUUAUGUUGCUUGGGUUGAUUUACUGAUGCAAUUGAUCAUUUGCGUCCUGUGAUAGGUGUUGGGUUCAUUUGAGUUGUGGUUUGGUGAUUGUGCUAACGGCCGGCCUCUUUAAUCUUAGGAACUCAUUUGUACAAACUUGUAUGUUGACAUGUGGUAAAUCAUUUUCUUGA